Clonostachys rhizophaga is the source of this 294-nucleotide messenger RNA. NCBI's taxonomy places the organism in Eukaryota, Fungi, Ascomycota, Sordariomycetes, Hypocreales, Bionectriaceae. The record is from the annotation of a GenBank genome assembly.
AUGCUCAUCAAUACCAUAGCAUUCUACGCCCUCGUCCUGACAAGUAUUGCGCUCGCCAGUCCUGGUUCUCAUCAUAGAAUGAAAGAUUUUACUUUGCCGCCUCCUCAAGUGCGCUCUGGCCUGCAAUACAUCUGUAGAGCUGGUGACUACAACAACGGCACUAUCUACGGAACGGUAAGCCAGGAUCGUGCUAUUGGCUACAUCCGCAAGGCCAAGACCAACAAAGGCCAGAGUGGCUACCCCAAGAAGCUUAGCAACAAGGGAAACGUCAGGAAGUUCCAAAGGAUGCUCUAG